Molecule: messenger RNA, 444 nt
Organism: Phaeoacremonium minimum UCRPA7
Lineage: Eukaryota; Fungi; Ascomycota; Sordariomycetes; Togniniales; Togniniaceae
Product: putative duf1446 domain protein
Exons: 3
Coding region: 1-444 (147 amino acids)
Source: RefSeq, a predicted model, not a curated record
AUGGAGGAGCCGAUGGGGCUUUUUGACCCAACUUUCAUGGAGAACCUAGCACCAGCACUGCCUGACAUCUCCCGCAAGGGCAUCAAGGUAGCUGUCAAUGCAGGGGCUUGUGACACACGGCUACUAGCCCGCUUGGUUGAGGACGAAGUCAAGAAACAGAAUCUACCCCUCCACGUGGCUUAUGUGGAGGGAGAUGAAGUCACUGGCACAGUUAACAAGUUGAUUGGAGAGGGGGAAGCCUUUCUAAGCCUGAUGACAGGGGAAGUCUUACAAAAUUGGGGUUACACCCCGAUAUACGCACAGUGCUACCUUGGAGGAGCUGGUAUUGCGGAAGCUCUGCGUCACGGCGCAGAUAUCGUUGUAUGUGGUCGUGUUGCAGACGCUGCACCUACUCCGGCUUAUGGUGGCAUGGUUGGGAUCGGCAAAAUGACUUCGACGAGAUAG